UCGUGCAUUUCUAUCCCUAAAUCGCUGAAACUGAAGUACUGAUCAAAUAUUACUUGCAUUUGUUUCACUUCCAUCAGAAGUGUUUACAGUUCAAAAAGAAAACGUGACAGCAAACUUGAACACACUCUGCCGCCCAUCAGAAUUCAGAAGAGAGCCCCGCGAGGCCAUUCUCCACAUCGGUUUCCCUCGGCCCGGAGGCGGCGGCGGCGCCGCCGAUGCAGCCCUUCUCGCGGCACACCGGCUUUUUCGCGUCCCUCAAGCAGGUGGAAGAUCGAUUGGCGGCGGAGGAGCAGCACGAGAGACCGCCGGGGCCGCGGCAGCCCGAUGCGCCGCCGCUGUUCUCGGACACCAUGUCCGCGUCCCCGCUAUUCCUCGGCGCAUCGACGGCCACGGCCACCGACCGUGGCAUCGGCAGCGGUGGCGGCGGCGGCGAGAGCAGCGGCCCGGCGCUGGACUUUUUCACCCUCUCCAAAGACGAGGAGCGGGCGCAAGAGCCUCAACAAGACUCCAACGACGACGACAACGAUGACAGCGGGGAGGACAUCGCGCGGCUCAUGGCGCUGCUCGGCCUGUCGCCGCCGCCACGGGGCGGCGAGGACGGGCACGGCAGCGGCGGGUGCGAAUGCAGCGGCGGCGACGGGUUCUUGGCGAAGGUCGUCGGGGUGGUCGGACCCAAGUGCGACAAGGAGAAGAGGAGGGUCGAGGGCUGGAUCGAGCAUUACUGCGGCGAUGGCGGUGGUAGGUGCAGGGAGCCCGCGAGGCUGGCGCACCUGCUGCUCGCCAAGGCUUCGUGGUCCUGGGACGGAGAAGGGCCUGCGGAUGGAGCAGCCAUUGCGUUUCCUUCCACGGUCAAGGAGUUCUUGGACCGUGAUGCGCCACCGCGGUUGACGGAGGAGGACGAGCAGAGGGAUACAGAGUGAUGGUUGCAGUGUGUUCCCCAACGCAUAGUUCAGACUGAAAGCUUGUCUUCUGCAAGUUCCGAAAGCAAUGUGUUUGUGAGCAGAGUAAAUCAUAUGAAAACUUCUCCUACAUUAUAAAUUUAUUUACCAGAGUUGUCACUGACAAAAUUGUGUUUACCUGCAUUUUUCUCCACCGACAGCCCAUCGCUUCAUCUGAUACUUCACCCUGCAGGCGCAUAAGGCGCAUCUGCCAACCAUUUUUUUUUUUGACUGUGAGUCAUCUGCCAACCAUAAUUCAACAGUACAUGUGAAAUGUGAAGCUCGUUCUGCACCAUAUUCAUUGGAAAUCGCUUGGUAAAGAAGACUACUACUAUAAGGUUAAGGUACAAUUCUUAGGU
Molecule: messenger RNA, 1297 nt
Organism: Lolium perenne
Lineage: Eukaryota; Viridiplantae; Streptophyta; Magnoliopsida; Poales; Poaceae
Source: RefSeq, a predicted model, not a curated record